AUGGAGGCCGUACCGGAAAGCAUAUCGUUCCCUAAGACGGAAGAGAAGAUCUUGGCCUACUGGGAAAAGAUCGAUGCAUUCCAAGAGUCGCUCCGACGCUCCGAGGGUAAGCCGGAGUACUCAUUUUACGAUGGUCCGCCGUUUGCCACUGGCCUGCCGCACUACGGCCACAUCCUCGCCGGACUGCCUAUCGAGUUUGAAAUCGACAAAGAGCUUGGCAUUAAAACUCGCGAUGACGUCCUCAAGCUGGGAAUUCCCAAGUACAACGCCGAGUGCCGCAAGAUCGUGAUGCGAUACUCUUCGGAAUGGGAGAAGAUCGUCGGACGACUGGGCAGGUGGAUCGAUUUCCAGAAUGACUACAAGACGCUCGAUCCGUCCUUCAUGGAGAGCGUGUGGUGGGUCUUCAAGAAGCUCUACAAGAAGGGUCUCGUCUACCGAGGUUUCAAGGUCAUGCCGUACUCAGUCGGUUGCUCCACCCCUCUCUCCAACUUCGAAGCGAACAUGGCCUACCGUGACGUUAGGGACCCCGCUGUGGUUGUUUCGUUCCCGCUGGUCGAUGAACCCGAGACCAAGCUGGUGGCCUGGACCACUACGCCCUGGACCCUUCCCAGCAACUUGGCGCUCUGCGUCAACCCCGACCUUGACUAUGUGAAGCUCAAGGAUAAGAAGACCGGCGAGGUGUACAUCCUGUGCGAGGCGCGAAUUGCUCAGCUCUACCCGCCCACGAAGAAGGGUAAGCCCGAAGACGAGUACGAGGUGCUCGACAAGUUCAAGGGCAUCCAGCUCAAGGACAAGCAGAACGCGAGAACGGCGCUUUCCGCGUGCUGGCCGAUUCGUACCGGCGUGGUCCAUUGCGCUCCCGCGUUCGGUGAGGACGAUUUCCGCGUGUGCGAGCUGGGCAAGGUCAUCAAGAAGGGUGGCGAGGGCGUCCCCUGCCCCGUCGAUGCCAGCGGCCGUUUCACCGAGGACGUUCCCGACUACAAGGGAAUCAACGUCAAGGACGCCGACAUCGAAAUUAUCAAGAGGCUCAAGACCAACAAGCGAAUGGUGCAGAGCGGCACCAUUCUCCACAGCUACCCCUUCUGCUGGAGGUCUGACACUCCGCUGAUCUACCGAGUUGUCCCCAGCUGGUUCGUGGCUGUUGAGAAGAUCAAGGACAGCCUCUUGGUCAACAACGCCGAGACCUACUGGGUGCCCGCCUGGGUCAAGGAGAAGCGAUUCCACAACUGGCUCGAGGGCGCUCGCGACUGGGCCGUGUCGCGGAAUCGUUUCUGGGGCACUCCUCUUCCGAUGUGGGUCAAUCCCGACCACCCCGAGGAGAUGAUUUGCGUUGGUUCCAUCAAGAAGCUGGAGGAGCUCACCGGCCAGAAGGUCACCGAUCUUCACCGCGAGAGCGUCGACGACCUCACCAUUCCCUCGCCUUCGGGUCGCGGCGUCCUCCGAAGGACCGAGGAGGUGUUCGACUGCUGGUUCGAGAGCGGUAGCAUGCCCUACGCCCAAGUCCACUACCCCUUCGAGAACAAGGAGCUCUUCUCGAAGUCCUUCCCUGCUGACUUCAUUGCCGAGGGUAUCGACCAGACUCGUGGUUGGUUCUACACCCUGCUCGUUCUGUCGACGGCUCUGUUCAACAAGCCUCCCUUCAAGAAUCUGAUCGUCAACGGCCUCGUCCUUGCUGCUGAUGGCAAGAAGAUGAGCAAGAGGCUGAAGAACUAUCCCGACCCUGUGAUCGUCAUCGACCAGCAUGGCGCCGACGCGCUCAGGCUCUACCUGAUCAACUCGCCCGUCGUGCGCGGUGAAGAACUCCGAUUCGUGGAGAAGGGCGUCAAGGACGUCGUCAGGGAUGUGUUCCUGCCCUGGUUCAACGCCUACCGAUUCUUCGCUCAGGGCGUGACUCAGCUCGAAUCGUCCGGCGCCAAGUUCGUUCCUGAUGAGCAAGUGGCUGUGGCCUCUGACAACGUGAUGGACAAGUGGAUCCUCUCCUUGACCAACACUCUGCUCAAGUUCGUGCAGGAGGAGAUGGCUGCCUACCGCCUCUACACCGUGGUCCCCAAGCUGGUGAGCUUCAUCGACCAGCUGACCAACUGGUACAUCCGACUCAACCGCAAGCGCAUCAGGGGAAAUGACGGUGACCAGGAGCGCCUCUACGCCCUCAACACCCUCUUCAUCGUCAUCUUGACCAUCACCAAGGCGAUGGCGCCCUUCACGCCCUUCUUUACGGAGUACCUGUACCAGAACCUGCGCGUCCUUCUGCCGGCCGACCAGCGCGAGGACAGCGUGCACUACAUCAUGUUCCCCGCUCCCCGCGACGAGUUCAUCAACCUCGAGAUCGAGGAGUCCGUCGCCCACAUGCAGAGCACCAUCGAGCUGGGUCGUGCGGCCAGAGACAGGAGGAAGAUGCCCCUCAAGUACCCGCUGAUCGAUCUCACCGUCGUGAGCGCCAACGAGAAGCCCCCCCCCUGGCCUCGUACAUUCGCGCGGUAA
This is a messenger RNA of Acanthamoeba castellanii str. Neff, 2481 nucleotides long. Its product is annotated as isoleucyl-tRNA synthetase. Bases 1 to 2481 code for a protein of 826 amino acids. The record is from RefSeq and is a predicted model, not a curated record. The transcript is spliced from 16 exons. NCBI's taxonomy places the organism in Eukaryota, Discosea, Longamoebia, Acanthamoebidae. Gene Ontology annotation, biological process: isoleucyl-tRNA aminoacylation. Gene Ontology annotation, molecular function: ATP binding; aminoacyl-tRNA deacylase activity; isoleucine-tRNA ligase activity.